AUGAUGACAACCGCAAUUGAAACCACAUUUGUCACUCGCCAGGUGGCGUCCACAUCAGUCACAACAUUAAUAAGAAAGUCGUCGAAAUCAAAUCGAACAAACCCAUCAUCGGCAACAACAACUACAACGACAAUCCAGGCGUGCAGGACUCCUACAGAGACACGGGAUAGACCGCAAAGUUUGUGCAYAAGAGGCACACCAACAACAACAACAAGAACAUCAAAGCGUUAUUAUCACAAUCGCACAUCGUCGCCAGUAACCACGUGCACCACUGGACGCCGCAUGCGGCGACUACUCAAUGCACACUUGGUCAUUACAGCAACAACACUGCAGCAAUGUGCAGCCGUACGAUGGCAACUGUUGGUUGCCUUUCUCAUUUGCAACUGCAUUGAUAUUUCCAUUUCCAACCAAAUCUCGACAGUGGGCGCAUUCGAGCCGGAUUUCGUCUUCCCGCUGGAAAAUGUCACCGUAGCGCAGGGGCGCGAUGCGACCUUCACGUGUGUGGUGAAUAAUCUUGGCGGUCACAGGGUGAGUGGCGACUCCGCAAAUGCCAGGGUCGCUUGGAUUAAGGCCGAUGCGAAGGCGAUUCUGGCCAUACACGAGCACGUGAUAACGAACAAUGAUCGAUUGUCAGUCACACAUAAUGACUUCAAUACGUGGACGUUGGUCAUAAGGAAUGUGAGAAUGGAUGAUUCCGGCAAGUACAUGUGUCAAGUGAAUACGGAUCCCAUGAAAAUGCAAACAGCCACGCUGGAAGUGGUGAUACCACCAGAUAUUGUCAAUGAGGAGACAUCCGGUGACAUGAUGGUGCCCGAAGGUGGCUCAGCGAAGUUGGUGUGUCGAGCGCGUGGUCAUCCGAAGCCUAAAAUCACUUGGCGGCGAGAGGAUGGACGAGAGAUCAUCGCACGCAAUGGCGCACAUCAGAAGACCAAAGCUUUGGCCGUUGAAGGCGAAAUGCUGGCGCUGACCAAGGUGACACGUAGCGAAAUGGGCGCCUACAUGUGCAUCGCCUCGAAUGGUGUGCCGCCGUCAGUGAGCAAACGCAUGAAACUACAAGUGCAUUUUCACCCCUUGGUACAAGUUCCCAAUCAACUGGUCGGUGCCCCCGUUUUAACCGAUGUCACAUUGGUCUGUAAUGUGGAAGCAUCACCGAAAGCAAUCAACUAUUGGCAAAGAGAAAAUGGUGAAAUGAUUAUCGCCGGCGAUCGGUAUGUGCUCACUGAGAAGGAAAAUAAUAUGUAUUCAAUAGAGAUGAUUUUGCAUAUAAGACGCUUGCAAACCAGUGAUUUCGGCGGCUACAAAUGCAUUUCGAAGAAUAGUAUUGGCGACACGGAAGGAACGAUACGAUUAUACGAAAUGGAAAGACCUGGCAAGAAAAAUCAAAGAGAAGACGAUAAUGAAGUCACGAAAAAUGACGCGUCACUGAAAGAUAAUCGUCACGAGGAUGGUUCGCGUAAUCAAAAUGGACGCCUCUACAAGGAGCGCGGCAGCGAUGCGGAGCUGCAAAGUGGCGGCCAAACGCUCAGUCGGCGAUGGAGUACACAGUAUUUGCUGGCACUAACUCUAUUCGUGUCACUAGCAACAAGUGCAACGACAACAACAAUAACUACUAAAGCAGUUACAAUGUUAAAUGUGAUGAUGUUGAUGGCCGUGCUGGACGUCGUUCGUCAUCAACGCAUCCUCGGCCCUAUUCGUAUAAUUUGA
This is a messenger RNA of Bactrocera latifrons, 1704 nucleotides long. It is a transcript of the gene DIP-beta, whose product is annotated as neuronal growth regulator 1. The transcript is spliced from 10 exons. The record is from RefSeq and is a predicted model, not a curated record. Lineage: Eukaryota; Metazoa; Arthropoda; Insecta; Diptera; Tephritidae. Gene Ontology annotation, cellular component: neuron projection. Bases 1 to 1704 code for a protein of 567 amino acids.